Molecule: messenger RNA, 1229 nt
Organism: Spathaspora passalidarum NRRL Y-27907
Lineage: Eukaryota; Fungi; Ascomycota; Pichiomycetes; Serinales; Debaryomycetaceae
Gene: SHP1
Product: protein phosphatase regulator
Exons: 2
Coding region: 43-1158 (371 amino acids)
Biological process (GO): autophagosome assembly; Golgi organization; membrane fusion
Cellular component (GO): nucleus; cytosol
Molecular function (GO): ubiquitin binding
Source: RefSeq, a predicted model, not a curated record
AUAUCAACCACAACGAACCAACUGACAGAGCAAACAAGGACAAUGUCUGACCAAUUGAUUAGCGAGUUCGUGUCAAUCACCAAUUCUUCAAAAUAUUUGGCUGAACAGUAUUUACUGAGAAACAACAAUGACUUGAUGGAAGCCGUGGAGGAUUAUUAUGCUAAUGAUGGCAACAGUGCCUCCACACCUACAUCUAACCAAUUCCAGAAUGCUGAUAAUGCUAGUGGUUCUGGUCGACUUCGUACUUUAAGAGAUUUGAAUGAUGACGGUGGGGAUGACUCGGCGGACGAAAAGGAUAUGAACUACUUUACUGGAGGUGAGAAAUCUGGAUUACAAGUUGAAAACCCUAAUAAGGAUAGAAGGAAAGGCGGAAACUCUCAGAAUGACCAGCUGAUUAUUGAUCAAAUUUUCCAAAGAGCAAAAGAACAAACAAAUCAACCAGAUGACCGUCCAAGUGCUGGUGAUGAACCUCAACAGCCUAAAUUCUCUGGUCGUGGGUUCAAAUUAGGUGAUGGCAAUGAGCCAAGUCAAGAAAUUGCUGAUCCAAAUGCUAAUAUAUUCAGACCUACUAAAGUCAAUCGAGAAAUCACCUUUUGGAAACAAGGGUUUACCGUGGGUGAAACUGGUGAGUUACAUAGAUAUGAUGAUCCAAGAAAUGCUAGUAUUUUACAAGAAUUGAAUCAAGGUAGAGUUCCAAUGUCUAUUUUGGAUGUUGAGUUUGGUCAAGAUGUCGAUGUCUCGGUAUUUAAAAAGACUGACGAAGAAUGGAAACCUCCUAGCUUAAGUAGAAAAGCUGCUGGUUAUUUCGGAAAGGGACAAAGAUUAGGGUCACCUGUACCGGGUGAACCAAUAGUAACGGAGAGCUCUAGUCCUCAGAAGGAAGUUGUCAGCUCUGCUCCAUCUGAACCACAAGGCGAAGGUGAUUCAUUAGUUCAGAUUAGAUUUGCCAAUGGUAAGAAAACAGCCCAUAAGUUUAAUUCAAGCGAUGCUGUAACUAAAGUGUAUGACUUUGUUAGAAACCAUGAGUAUAAUGAUCCAUCAAAGGAGUUCAAUUUGAGCCAUGCCUUCCCUGUCAAGCCAAUUGAGGAUACUAGCGAUAUAACUGUAGCUGAUGCUAAGUUGAAGAAUGCUGUUAUUGUGCAAAGAUGGAAGAUCUAACGAGUGUAUAAGUUAAUAGUGUCGUAAAUAGCUUGAAUAUGUCGCGACAAUGAACAUCAAAUUAAAAAGUG